CAACAGGUGGCAGCCCUGGUGGUGGCGGUGACCGCAAGCCUGGCUCUGGGCCUCCCUACAGACCCAUACGGCCAGCCAGUUUAUAAGUCGGAACCCAUCCCAUACAACUACGCCUACGGUGUCAAGGACGACUACGCUGGCACUGACUUCGGCCACAACGAGAACUCCGACGGGUCCACGGCGAAGGGCUCAUACAAUGUUGCUCUCCCUGACGGCCGCAUACAAACAGUGAACUACGUGGCUGACCACUACAACGGGUACCAGGCCCAGGUGAGCUACAAGGGCGAGGCCCAGUACCCACACCAGUACGGUCCAGCUGUCACCUUCAAGCCCCAGUACCAGCCCUCAUACCAACCCUCAUAUCCAUAGGUGUCAAAGACUGAUUUCUUUUAGCCAACUUUGUGAGCUAAUUCUUAUGUGUAAAUAUGACAAUUAAAUGUGAUAUCUAACGAUUUAUUUUAUUUGCCAAACCGUGACA
This is a messenger RNA of Procambarus clarkii (red swamp crayfish), 478 nucleotides long. Its product is annotated as pro-resilin-like. The record is from RefSeq and is a predicted model, not a curated record. Gene Ontology annotation, cellular component: extracellular matrix. NCBI's taxonomy places the organism in Eukaryota, Metazoa, Arthropoda, Malacostraca, Decapoda, Cambaridae.